Messenger RNA from Eruca vesicaria subsp. sativa (arugula), 1540 nucleotides. NCBI's taxonomy places the organism in Eukaryota, Viridiplantae, Streptophyta, Magnoliopsida, Brassicales, Brassicaceae. The record is from the annotation of a GenBank genome assembly.
CGACUAUUUUACUUUCUCCGACCAAAAGCACACGAAAUGGCGUCUCUUGGCCAAAUCACGCUCCCGCGAGCGCCGUCAUUGGAGAUGAGCCUCCUACGCCGUCGAUUUAAUCAACCAAUCAAAACCCGAAUCGGAUUCAACGGCCGGAUCGUGAGCAAGCAAGCGCAGGUUUCGGUGAAAGCGAGCGUGAGCCAGAAGGUGAUCGAAGAAGAGGCGAGAGUUCUGGUGGGCACAUACGCACGUGCCCCCGUGGUGCUCUCGAGUGGGAAAGGUUGUAAAUUGAUGGACGCAGAAGGGAAAGAGUAUUUGGAUUGUGCAUCUGGAAUCGCUGUGAAUGCUUUGGGACAUGGAGAUCCUGUUUGGCUUCAAGCUGUCACUGACCAAGCUUCUCUUCUUGCCCACGUCAGCAAUGUCUAUUACACCAUUCCUCAGAUAGAACUAGCAAAACGACUUGUGGCAAGUUCUUUCGCAGACCGUGUAUUCUUCUGUAACUCUGGAACAGAAGCCAAUGAAGCAGCCAUUAAGUUUUCUAGAAAGUUCCAGAGAUUCACUCAUCCUCAAGACAAGGAAGUCGCCACGAGAUUCAUCGCAUUUACGAAUAGUUUCCAUGGAAGAACCUUGGGAGCUCUUGCCUUGACAAGCAAAGAACAGUACAGAACUCCGUUCGAACCCAUCAUGCCUGGCGUUACAUUCUUGGAAUAUGGCAACAUUCAAGCUGCUACAGAUCUUAUCAGGUCGGGUAAAAUAGCUGCAGUGUUUGUGGAGCCUAUUCAAGGAGAAGGAGGAGUUUACUCUGCUACAAAAGAGUUUCUACAGUCUCUUCGCUCUGCUUGUGAUGCUGCUGGAUCUCUUCUCGUCUUCGAUGAGGUUCAGUGUGGUUUGGGUCGAACCGGUAACCUUUGGGCAUAUGAAGCAUUUGGUGUAACACCUGACAUAAUGACACUCGCAAAGCCAUUAGCAGGUGGUUUACCAAUUGGAGCGGUGCUUGUGACUGAAAAAGUUGCUGAGACCAUCAAAUAUGGAGAUCAUGGAAGCACAUUUGCAGGGAACCCUCUUGUGUGCAGUGCAGCCAUUGCUGUUUUUGAUAAAGUAUCCAAACCCUCUUUCUUGUCUAGUAUCUCGAGCAAAGGUCUAUACUUUAAGGAUCUGUUGGUGGAAAAGUUAGGAGGAAACGUGCACGUGAAGGAAGUGAGAGGAGAAGGGCUUAUCAUUGGAGUGGAGCUUGAUGUGCAGGCAGGACCAUUGGUGGAUGCUUGCCGUGAUUCUGGUCUUCUGAUAUUGACGGCAGGGAAAGGGAAUGUCGUUAGGAUUGUUCCGCCGUUGAUCAUAUCGGAGGAGGAAAUCGAACGUGCGGUUGAGAUUAUGUCUCACAAUUUAAAUGCGCUUGACUGAAUAUUGAGGUAGAACAUAAAUGUUCCUCGAUUAUGGACUGUGUUUUUAAAAUUCUAUACUUUUCUUAAAUAAGCUCAAGUGUAUCAGUAAAUUGGCCUGUUAAAAUUCAUAACUGCUGUUUCUUGGUUUUUUCAUGAUUGAAUUUGUA